GACCAGAAGAUCAUCGUCCAGGAGGCGCCGCCCCAGCAGAUUGUCAUCCCCCGCCAGGAGCCCAACAUCAUCGUCCUGAGGGAGCGUGAGGGCGAGCGGGACGUCGCCCGCGUCCCCUACGAUGAGGAGUACUACUACCGCCAUGAGCGCCGCGAGGUCGGCGCCCCCAAGGGCGACCGCCGCAUAGGCCGCCGCCGCGACGAGUACCACAGCGACGACGACGACUACUACUACUCCCGUCGCACCGUCCGCCGCGACCGCAGCCAGAGCUCGGAUCACCACAAGCGCCACCUCGCCGAGGGCGCCCUUGCCGGCGCCGGCAUCACCGCGCUGCUCUCCAGCCGCCCCAACGAGUACGGGGAGAUUCCCGAGGGCCGCGGCAAAAAGGUCCUCGCCGGCGCCGCCCUGGGAGCCAUCGGCACCGAGGCCAUCCGGCGAGCCCACAGCGCCUACGAGGACCGCUACGGCGACGGCGAGGAAUCCCCCGACCGCCACUCCGCCCUCAAGAAGGGCCUGGGCAUCGCCGCCGUCGCUCUGGCUGCCGCCGGUGCCGUCAAGUAUCACCAGGCCAGCAAGGCCGAGAAGGAGGAGAGGCGUCGUGGCCGGAGCCGGGGCCGAGAGUACUACUCCUCCGAUGACGAAUACUCGUCCUCGCGCUCGCGCUCGCGCCGACCCAGCCGCAAGCGCAGCCUCUCGACCUUGGCCAAGGCCGCCGUCGGGACGGCCGCGGCCGCCGGCCUUGUCAAGCACUUCCGCGACAAGUCCAAGUCGCGGUCCAAGUCGCGGCACAGGAGCCGGUCCCGCAGCAAGUCGGUGCUUCGACGCGGCGCCGAGAUUGCUGCCGGCGCCGCCGCCGCCGGCAUAGCCGGCAAGGUGUGGAAGGACCACCACGACAAGAAGAAGGAGAGAGACGCGUCGACGUCUCGAGGGUACAGCGACGAUGAUCGCGACUAUGACAGGCGUAGCUCCGUCAGCAGGAGCAGGAGUAGGAGCAGGUCGAGAGCCCGAUCCCUUUAUUCCGAGGCCGCGGCUGAUCCUGGGCUAGGCUUGAUUGAGUACGGGCAUGACCCCCUACCACCCGAUCCGCGCUCUCCCACCGGCCAGGGCUACGAGUCCGAGGCCGAGGAGAGGCGCCGAAACCGACAGAGAAGACGGAGAGACCCAUCAUCAUCCUCGGAAUCCGACGACGACAGGAAGCGAAGCAGGAGCAGGUUGCGAGACUUGGCGGCCGCGGGCGCCGCGGCGGCGGGCAUUAAGGA
Trichoderma citrinoviride is the source of this 1259-nucleotide messenger RNA. RefSeq lists its product as hypothetical. Lineage: Eukaryota; Fungi; Ascomycota; Sordariomycetes; Hypocreales; Hypocreaceae. The transcript has a single exon. The annotation marks the transcript as partial. The record is from RefSeq and is a predicted model, not a curated record.